Chondrus crispus (carragheen) is the source of this 552-nucleotide messenger RNA. RefSeq lists its product as hypothetical. The record is from RefSeq and is a predicted model, not a curated record. NCBI's taxonomy places the organism in Eukaryota, Rhodophyta, Florideophyceae, Gigartinales, Gigartinaceae. The transcript has a single exon. The coding region runs from base 1 to 552 and encodes 183 amino acids.
AUGCAUGAAGCCGUCAACCUUGUCUCGUUCGUCAUCAAUGCGGCAUCGGCGGCUUUGACUACGCCCAGGGCGAGCGACGCCGGAAACUCGAGCUUCAGCGGGGCCGAAAAUUCCCGCGCCAGCACUGCAUCCGCUCUCCGCGACGCUGCUGCCGCUCAGGUCUUCCCCGCCCAACCUCCUUCGCACUCCUCCCGCCUCACUUCGCCGCUCCCGCCCGCGCGUGGCUGGGCCACCAUUGCUGCUGCCCUGCCUCGUCCCCUUCCUCACUCCAUCCUGCAUCUAAGCGCUGCGCGCGGCUCGCUGCCUCCCACUUUCGCUGAACAGCCGGCAUCUUCCAAUUCUCCGUUUGUCGCGCCUCGCCCGCUCCUGCAAUUGCCACGUGUCCAGGCACGACCCGGACCUUUCCUCAUCAUUCUCGCUGUCGCCCGCGCUGCACUCGCAGCUCCUACGUCAGUCUCGCAAGCCACACUCGUGGAAGCCCUUGCUCUCGCCCGCACGGUCGGCACUUCGAUCCGCUUAGACCGUCGCACCGGCGAGCCUCUUGUCGGGUAA